UGUGGACCGAAAUCUGGCUCGACACACAUGUUAUGCUUCAGGUGCACCUGAGCUGACGCUUCUGAUCCCGUGCCGAACACUUGUGCUGCGAGACGCAAAUCGUUGCUUCCGACCUGUCCUCUGAUACACCCGCCGCGAGUCAUUCGUUUCCGUUCCUCCACGCUCUGGCGUUUGGAUCCCCGCCGUUAUUCAAGUCUCAGAAACCUCAGGGCCAUGCGUUGAAAAAGGGCACUCCUUGAACCUCAGCCGGCUUCGCGCAACAAAGUCGUGAUAAGGGCAUGCUCGCUUCGACUAUCGCAUGGUCAAUGGCUUCGACCGCUCACACAGUCGCCUACCGGCCAGCACAACCUCCGCCGGCACCGACGUCGCACACGCCUGCUCCACACCGUCGAUCAGGUUCGACCUCGUCCGCACGGUCGAAACCCGGCGCACACCCGCUGGACGCUGAGAAUGGCGUUGCCUCUACGCCGCUGCAAGGACAGCAGCAGUCACCCGAGCGGGAUGGCUCGCCGGCGGGCAGCAUCAAGCAGAAGCCUCUACCUCAGCCAAGACUCUACGCCCCGCCGCUACGGUCUCAGUACCCUCUCGAGAACUCGGAGAACCAUGUUGAGUACAUAUUGGUAGCAAGUUUUGAUAUCGACCGCGGCUCCGUUAUGGAACAUCAGUAUCCGGGACCCAUCUCUGGCGACGAGCACAUGUUGGCAGAGCUGAUGUUGCCGGAUCAGACACACAUGCGCAGCCAGGAUUGGACCAUUUUCUUCCUGCACAAGGACACAAGCGCAGAGGAUGAGGCGAGAGAAAAGAGGAAGGCGAGAAGAAGGCGGAGGCGACGGAGGAGAGAGGCAGCUGAGAGAGGUUUGGAUGUCAGCCAGUUGCCUCAGAGUGAUGGAAGCGAUCUCGACGAUAUUGAGGAUGAGCUAAACAACGAUGAUCUUGAAAGCACGGAUGAUGAAGAGAUCGAUGAUGGACCACCGUUGAUAUACGUCCUGAAUUUGGUGAACACCAAGCAGGAUGCCACAGCGAAGAGAGGUGCUGUUGUCAAGGCAAUGGCUAUCUGUACACGCCAUUCUUUCUUGCAUAUCUACAAGCCUCUACUGUUGCUGGCGCUCGAGGAAUACUUCCGAAAUCCGGUCUUAGACACUCUUGCCUCGCUCUACAAUGCCGUUAACUCCAUGGAUCUAUCCCUCAUGCCUCGCCUUACUCCCUUAGAGCGAAAUCUCUUGCAGGCUUCAGACGCAAAGGACAUGUUUGCGGAGAAAUUCACGCUCAUGAUCCAGCAACGGCAGGCUGAGGAUGCUCAGCGACUGUCAAGCUCGUCAAAGGAUUCAGCGACUUCGUUGCCUCGAUAUCAACUACCUCGAGACACGCACGAAUUUGAGUCAAGGGUGUUCUACAACAAUAUCCCUGUGCCUAUCAAGGUCCCUGUUGCCAUCACGCCAGAGACUGUGGGCGACUUCAGCUUGAUCAAACUGAUUACUACUUUCUCGGAGCCUCACAGAUCAAAUCCGCAGCCGUUUCCACUGCAUUCGCAUCUCACAACCUCUGGACCAUAUACCCAUCCCAUUAUAGUCCUAAUAAACGCUCUUCUGACACAGAAACGAGUCAUUUUCUUAGGACAUAAUCAGCCCUCCGGCUCUGUCGCGGAGGCUGUGUUAGCGGCGUGUUCGUUGGCAUCCGGCGGCAUAUUGAAAGGUUUUACCAGACAUGCAUUCCCCUACACUGAUCUGACCAAGAUCGACGACUUGUUGAAAGUUCCCGGAUUCAUCGCUGGCGUCACGAAUCCAGCCUUCGGACUAAGGACGGAAUGGUGGGACCUCCUGUGCGACUUACCUACUGGGCGCAUGAAGAUCAGCCCGAAGAUCGAGCCUCCGCCUCUAACAGAAGGUACAAUAUUCUUCCAGCAAGGCGGUCAUGGAAACACCGCUCUUGCGAACGGCAAGGGUACGUCAAAUCUGACUCUUACCAAUGGUCUCUCAUCGGGAAGCAAAGAUACAGGCGAUGAUCCAACCGGAGAUAAAGAAUUCAUGGAAGGCAUCAUGCAAUCUGUCGCCAACAGACACGGUGAAGCCGUCGUGCGCUCCAAAUUCCGCAACUGGGUCCAUCGAUUCACGCUCCUCGCCGCAACAUUCGAGGAGAUCGUGUAUGGUGCAUCUGCGUUGCAUAUUGGCGCAAGCGAAACAGACGCCGAUGCUUACGGUUAUGGCGUCCAAGGCCAUGGUCUGGUCUGGUCUGAUGAUGGAUCUCGCAUGCGCGAAAUCAACGCGCAGGUAGGUCGUAUCGAAGGCUGGCGGCAGUCUCGAAGUUAUUUCUCUCUAAUUCGCGACCUGGCUCGACAGUGGGAGCGGGGAGAUGGUGUCCGCGGCAUCGAUCUCGAGUACCAGCUUGAGAGGCUCCGGGUUCAGAAACCUGGUAAUGAGGCCGCAGGCGACAUCUUCAAAGCCAUCUCCCGCGCCGUCGAGCGUGUCGGCCUCGACCCCGAGGAUCCUGACCCGGCCACCCCAGGCGCAUAUCCAGAUAGCAUCUCGCAAGCACCCACGCCGGCCGCGCACAUGAAAAAAAUGAUGAAGAUCGAGAAGGCGCGCUACGACAUCAUCUUGCAGCUACUCUCGAGUCUACCAGAGAGCGGUGGUGGUCUCUUCUACCUCAGUCUGGGGCUGUUUCACAAGGAUGCGACGGUGAGACAAGCAACAGUUGUGCUGCUGGAGAGAAUCAUGGUCCAUGACGCUGGCCGUCAUUAUUGGGCCAGUUUGGGCAGAUUCGCCAAGCUUGCAUUCUUUCGGGUGAAGAGGGAGGCGGAGAUGGGUGUUGAACAACCGGGAAUUCAAUAAACGCUUCUUGCGUUCUUUACUUCGCUUGGCAAGGCUAACUUUUCGGACGUAAUAUUGUUGCACAUAGAUGACGUGAUUUUUGUCUCACUAAUGCCGGAAUGAAAGCGACUUCAUUUUUCUGACUCAACAACCGAGCAUUCUCACGUAUUCUUGGGCUAUGACUCUUGGUUUUGUCGCCGUUAGCUGUCUAUGCUGCCAAAUCUUGUAGUGAAAGCAC
This is a messenger RNA of Verruconis gallopava, 3045 nucleotides long. RefSeq lists its product as uncharacterized. Gene Ontology annotation, biological process: actin cortical patch localization. NCBI's taxonomy places the organism in Eukaryota, Fungi, Ascomycota, Dothideomycetes, Venturiales, Sympoventuriaceae. Bases 279 to 2828 code for a protein of 849 amino acids. The record is from RefSeq and is a predicted model, not a curated record. The transcript is spliced from 2 exons. Gene Ontology annotation, cellular component: plasma membrane.